AUGCCAAAUAUGACAUAUGCAGAACGAAUUGCCAAAAAAAGGCGAAAAGUAAAUGCUCUUAAUAAUAAUACGACUGAUGAACUCGCACAGUAUUUAAGUGGAGCCAUCUUAUCUAUGGAUGUUGAUCCUUUAGACUGGUGGAAGCUUAAUAGCUCCCGUUUUCCGUACAUGUCUCAAUGGCCAAAGACUAUCUCGCGAUUCAGGCUAUUUCGGUACCUUCUGAGCAAAUAUUUUCAAAAGCAGUUAGAACCGCAGCUCGGUUCAGCUUAUAUGACUUUGUUUUUAAAUGGCUCGGCUCAUAAAUGGUUGGCUCUAGUUCGCAGGAGCCAUGAACCGAGCUAA
Molecule: messenger RNA, 342 nt
Organism: Ambispora gerdemannii
Lineage: Eukaryota; Fungi; Glomeromycota; Glomeromycetes; Archaeosporales; Ambisporaceae
Source: the annotation of a GenBank genome assembly